AUGUGUCAACUAAAUUUCGUGUUUUUGUGUUGCACACUUUUUCUGCUCAUUAUUUCGUCAUCGAAAUCUCAGCAAAAUUUCACCAACAAUAAAGAGAAAGGUGAUAAUUUGACAGUACAAAACGAGAAAGACACGGAUUUUACAACAAUCUAUAGCAAUGAAAUAAAAACACUGGAAUAUGAUAUGUAUGAAAAAUUUGCCAACAAUAAUACGCAAUAUGAUCACAAUCAUGAGGAUGAGGACCAAAUACUGAUGAAUUCUCACACCAAUUCGACUAAUGUCAGUUAUAAAGAAAAUUUCACGUCACAGAAAAAUUAUGAAAACUUGAUUAUACAGAACGAUUCCGUGUUGUACGAGGUCUUUGAAAAUUUCACAGAGAGCAGUAAAAGUAACGUCGUCCCAUACGAAAUGUGCCACAAUAUUACUUGCAUUCUGCUCUGCUGCCCUCUUGGCCAUCGCGUGGAUGGCAGUAUAUGCAUUCCCGAAAAAACUAAGCACUUUUUCCCGUACGUUUACGCAUAUGUGAAAGAUGCGAAGGGCAGCGAAGGUAAGACAGUGGAUGAAUUUUUUUCUCUGACCGUCCACAAUUCGUGCGAAGGAAAGGCUCGUUACACGCUUCCCGCAGGUUAUGAAAACGAGUUUAUGAUUUUUCCCAAUGGUUCUGUCUAUUUAUCGCCUUAUAAAGUAUUUGCUAAAUCGCCAUUAUAUUGUCUCGGCGUCUUCUGGAAUAAGGGAGAUGUAUAUCAAGUGGCUUUUGCGCAGAUGUUUUUGAGGAGAUUAAAGAAAUGA
Molecule: messenger RNA, 789 nt
Organism: Nylanderia fulva
Lineage: Eukaryota; Metazoa; Arthropoda; Insecta; Hymenoptera; Formicidae
Source: RefSeq, a predicted model, not a curated record